Gadus chalcogrammus (walleye pollock) is the source of this 1363-nucleotide messenger RNA. It is a transcript of the gene matn3a, whose product is annotated as matrilin 3a. The coding region runs from base 28 to 1044 and encodes 338 amino acids. The transcript has 6 exons. The record is from RefSeq and is a predicted model, not a curated record. Gene Ontology annotation, molecular function: calcium ion binding. Lineage: Eukaryota; Metazoa; Chordata; Actinopteri; Gadiformes; Gadidae.
AGGGUUGGAAAAUCCAUUGCCACGAUAAUGUCUUAUUUUUCGUGCGUUUACUGCGUUUUGCUGUUGCUAUCUGGGGUUUUGGGCACAUACCCGCCGAGCGGACUGGAUCUCCACCACAUAACUGCUCAAAGUUAUGCACAGACUAGAAAUAUAGCCCGACCACCUCAUAGAACGCUGAAUCCAUCAAAAACCGAUUCUCAGUGCAGGAGCCUUCCCCUGGAUCUGGUGUUCAUCAUCGACAGCUCUCGCAGCGUGCGUCCCGGCGAAUUUGAGAAGGUCAAGAUCUUCCUGGCCGACAUGGUGGACACGCUGGACGUUGGACCCGAUGCCACCCGGGUGGCCGUGGUCAACUACGCCAGCACGGUCAAGAUCGAGUUCUUGCUCAAGGACCACCUGAACAAACCCGACAUGAAGCGCGCCAUCACCCGCAUCGAGCCCCUGGCCGCCGGCACCAUGACGGGCCUCGCCAUCAAGACGGCCAUGAACGAGGCCUUCACUGAGCAGUCUGGCGCCCGCCCCCGCUCCCGCAAGAUCUCCAAGGUGGCCAUCAUCGUCACGGACGGGAGGCCCCAGGACCAGGUGGAGGAGGUGUCGGCCGCCGCCCGGGGCUCGGGCAUCGAGAUCUACGCGGUGGGGGUGGACCGCGCCGACAUGCGCUCCCUGCAGCUGAUGGCCAGCAUCCCCCUGGAGGACCACGUCUUCUACGUGGAGACCUACGGUGUCAUCGAGAAGCUGACAUCCAAGUUCCGGGAGACCCUGUGCGGUGUGGACCCCUGCGCCAUGGGACACCACUGCGAUCACAUAUGUGUCAACAGCAACGCCUCCUAUUACUGCAAGUGCCGGAACGGUUAUAUCUUGAACACGGACAAGAAAACAUGUUCCAUGAAACAGGUGAAGGCUGCGGUGGUACAGGACCCCUGUAAAUGUGAAGCCAGGCUGGCGUUCCAGAGGCAGACGCAGAGCGCCAUCCAGCAGCUCGCUGCUAAACUCAGUGACGUCACAGGGAGGGUGAAGCAGCUGGAGAGCGCAUUGGGUCGUGCUUAGGGGGAACGACCCACCAGACUGUGUGCAUCCUGUCGGAGUCACAGACAUGGACCAUUGCAACACUGGCACGCAGUCCCUCUCACGUCCUGUGUCUAUGGAUGGCAUGUUAUACAGAGCUAUUGUUUGGAAACAAAAGGCUUUUCAUUAUUUGCAAUUUAUACAUUUUGUUCAUUUUUGGCUAUUCAUAAUUAUUAUUUUGUCAUGUUGAUGUGGAAAUAUAGAUAAAUAAAACGAUUUGUAUGGCGUUUCACCUAAUCUCUUAAAUACACACAUAUGUAUAUAUGCAUACUUAGAAAUACAUAUAUAUAUAUGUAUAUAU